CCAGGAUGCGCUCGUUCCUGCCUCAAUGCGCCGGCCCCGCCCUCCGCCGCCACACUUCCGGCGGGGCUGCGACCACAGAGGGGCGCGGGCGAGCGGGCAGCCGGCCGCUGAGGGUGGCGGGAUAGGCUGGGCGCGGCCGGCGCUUCGGACCCGCUACUGCUGUCCGGGUCUCUGUGGUCCUGAGGGCCCUCCGUGCCGCCGGCGCUAUGGGCAAUUGCCACACAGUGGGGCCCAACGAGGCGCUGGUGGUUUCAGUGCUGAGUUUUUCAGCCUGCGUGCAGAUUUGGUAGAAGUGGCUACAGAAGAAAUAGAAGGAGGUAGAAGCCCUGAGCCAGGCCUUAUAGCUGCCAUCCCUUGGAAAGGGGGCUGUUGUGGUUCCGACUAUAAACAGUACGUGUUUGGCGGCUGGGCCUGGGCCUGGUGGUGUAUCUCCGACACUCAGAGACUGUCUCUGGAGGUUAUGACCAUCCUGUGUCGCUGUGAGAAUAUUGAGACGUCGGAGGGGGUUCCACUAUUCGUAACAGGGGUUGCACAGGUGAAGAUCAUGACAGAGAAGGAACUCCUGGCCGUGGCUUGUGAGCAAUUCCUGGGUAAGAAUGUGCAGGACAUCAAAAACGUCGUCCUGCAGACCCUGGAGGGACAUCUGCGCUCCAUCCUCGGGACUCUGACAGUAGAGCAGAUUUAUCAGGACCGGGACCAGUUUGCCAAGCUGGUGCGGGAGGUGGCAGCCCCUGACGUUGGCCGCAUGGGCAUUGAGAUCCUCAGCUUCACCAUCAAGGACGUGUAUGAUAAAGUGGACUAUCUGAGCUCCCUGGGCAAGACACAGACUGCUGUGGUACAGAGAGAUGCUGACAUUGGUGUGGCCGAGGCUGAACGGGACGCAGGCAUCCGGGAAGCUGAGUGCAAGAAGGAGAUGCUAGAUGUAAAGUUCAUGGCAGACACAAAGAUCGCCGACUCUAAGCGAGCCUUUGAGCUGCAAAAGUCGGCCUUCAGUGAGGAGGUUAACAUCAAGACAGCUGAGGCCCAGUUGGCCUACGAGCUGCAGGGGGCCCGUGAGCAGCAGAAGAUCCGGCAGGAAGAGAUUGAGAUUGAGGUUGUGCAGCGCAAGAAGCAGAUUGACGUGGAGGCGCAGGAGAUCCUGCGCACGGACAAGGAGCUCAUUGCUACGGUGCGCCGGCCCGCUGAGGCCGAGGCCCACCGGAUCCAGCAGAUCGCCGAGGGUGAAAAGGUGAAGCAGGUCCUCUUGGCACAGGCAGAGGCUGAGAAGAUCCGCAAAAUCGGGGAGGCGGAGGCAGCAGUCAUUGAGGCGAUGGGCAAGGCGGAGGCUGAGCGGAUGAAGCUCAAGGCAGAAGCCUACCAGAAAUACGGGGAUGCAGCCAAGAUGGCCUUGGUGCUGGAGGCCCUGCCCCAGAUUGCUGCCAAAAUCGCCGCUCCACUUACCAAAGUCGAUGAGAUUGUGGUCCUCAGUGGGGACAACAGCAAGGUCACAUCAGAAGUGAACCGACUGCUGGCCGAGCUGCCUGCCUCUGUGCAUGCCCUCACGGGCGUGGACCUAUCUAAGAUACCCCUGAUCAAGAAGGCCACCGGUGUCCAAGUAUGAGGCUCCUGCAGGCCCACUCUCUUCGGCAGCCACCCAGUCCUCCCUUCAGCACCCGUUUUAAUCCCACAGGAACAACGGGAAUGUUACUGACUCUGGUGCCUUAUCUUGAAGGGACCAGAAGUGCUGUGUGUUCAGGCCAUCUCUGGCUGUCUUCCUAUCUCUCCUGUCUCUGUCCACCUCCUCCUCUUCCUCUCCUUUACCCCACGUUCACUGCCACUUUCAUCAGGUUUGUCUCAUCUCCCUGUGUGUCUUCCUUUGUCUUUUUCUUUCCCCCCAUGCACAUCAUGUAGUAUAAGCUGAAGAUGUUUAUUACAAUUACUCUCUGUCUAUGGGGGGUGGCCCCACUGCUCCUCAGAAUCCUGGUGCCUUGAAGUUCUCUGUGUAUCUGUCCGUCCUCCCUAUGGCCCUGGCCAGAACUCAGCAUGGGCAGGGGUUCUGGGUAGGACGGUCACUGUCCCCUCUCCUGGACUGGUCUUCCCAGCCCUAAACCCUGCCCCAGGAAGCCCACAACCUCACCUGCUGCUGCCCCUCUAGGCCUGGGCAGCCAUGGCCUGUAGGGUCCAGAGCCACUGUCCUUCCCCUCAUCUGCCCCAGGCCCCGGCUGGCACUCAUACCCUGUACUCUCUCCCCCACCCUAAGGGCACAGAGGCAAGGCCUCCUGCCUACAGCAGCUUCCUCAGUUUCUUACUGCCUUAGGAGGCCCCUGCUUGUGCUCAGGGAAGGACUCUUCAUGGGCAUGUUCCUGCUGGGGCAGUGGGGCUUGGUUCCAACUCUGCUAAGUUUUCUGAGAUCAGGGUCCAGCCCUGUUGGGGACAGAAAAGUAUGUAGACCUUCCUGCUAGGGCUGCAGUGUCCUGGGUUUUGGGCCCUUCCAGUGGGCAAGGCUGUGCCAACCCUGUAAAGAAUCAAGUGCUGUAGCCUGGCCAGACCCCAGAGCCCUUGUGCUAUCUUUCUGCCUGGCCAGAGUGAUAGGAUUCCAGUCAUGAGGAAGCAGCCCAAUCCUCUGCCUCCUUGCUCCAAUGGAGUCAGAAGAGCCCAGGACACAAGCGUCCUGGCAGGGGUGCUGUGGGUGUCCAGUGGUCCCGGCUCCCCACCCUGGCUCUGCCCCAGCCUGUGUAGCUCUUCCUGCAUGUGGAUGCUGCAUGUCUGGUCUGGGGCUUGGAUGUUGCACUGCCCCACUGCCUGUCCCUUCUGGUAAAAUAAAGAUCUCUUAAUGCCCA
This is a messenger RNA of Callithrix jacchus (white-tufted-ear marmoset), 2819 nucleotides long. It is a transcript of the gene FLOT2, whose product is annotated as flotillin 2. Gene Ontology annotation, cellular component: cytoplasmic vesicle; plasma membrane; flotillin complex. Gene Ontology annotation, biological process: regulation of myoblast differentiation; protein localization to plasma membrane. Lineage: Eukaryota; Metazoa; Chordata; Mammalia; Primates; Cebidae. Gene Ontology annotation, molecular function: protease binding. The record is from RefSeq and is a predicted model, not a curated record.